GCCAGUGCCAUGUCCUCAUCCGACGACCACGAUGAACUACCCGUCGUUCACAUAAACAUACCCCGCCGAUACUAUCUCUUGCCUGGCGCUGCUGUUCUCACAGGCGUCACGAUCGGUCUCUUCAGGGGCUCCCGAACCGCGUCCUUGAGGUUUCUGGCCGAGAACGCACACCGGACGCCCAAAACGGUGCGCGGGUGGUACCUGUACAACAAGACAAAAAACUACAGGGUCACUCUCGGAGGGCUGAAGGAAGCAGGCGCGGAUGCAACGAAGCUAGGGCUGACAGCAGCGGCCUGGGUCGCGAUCGAGGAGGGCUGCACCCGCCUGGGCCUCGACGACGUCCGGGAGGUGGCGGCCGGGCUUGGGACGGGAACGCUUUUCGGGGCUGUGUACCGAUUGCCCUGGACGGCAUUCCGGCGCACAACGGUUUUGGGGGUACUGAUCGGGGGAGUGCUCCGGGCGCUGCGGUGGAGCAAGGAAUACUUGGAGGAACAGGUGCAGACACGGGCUCUCGCAGCAAAGGCUGUGACCACGGAGGGGCAGGAAGGGGUGGCGGGCGACACGCGAGACGUUGUGGACGCGAAGAAUGGGUAGUAUGUCGUGUUCGGGGCUAGUUCCCUUGACAAUAACAUCAUCCCCGGAGUCGAGAUCACAGCCGCUGGUGUGGAGUGGGAUGGAGGAAGGGCUCGGGUAUAUACUUGCGAGCGCAUGUUUAAG
Messenger RNA from Dichomitus squalens LYAD-421 SS1, 717 nucleotides. RefSeq lists its product as uncharacterized. The transcript has 2 exons. The coding region runs from base 10 to 594 and encodes 194 amino acids. NCBI's taxonomy places the organism in Eukaryota, Fungi, Basidiomycota, Agaricomycetes, Polyporales, Polyporaceae. The record is from RefSeq and is a predicted model, not a curated record.